Molecule: messenger RNA, 795 nt
Organism: Symbiodinium sp. CCMP2456
Lineage: Eukaryota; Dinophyceae; Suessiales; Symbiodiniaceae
Source: the annotation of a GenBank genome assembly
AUGGCCUGGGAGCCUGCACAUAAUGCGGAGCAGUUCGUGCUGGGUCUGUUCAAGAAGCAUCCUGACCGAAAAAGGGAUGCGGACCGCUUCCUGAACGGACUUGAGGCCAAGAUUCGUGCUUAUGGGGGCAAGGUGUGCGUCCGGUCUGAUCAGGUCGAUUUGUGGGAUAUCAUGGAUGGGAAGGACCACAACGUGGAACCCAACCACUUGAAUCCAGCCGUGUUCGACUUUGAGACUGUCCUCGUGGCCUGCUUCAAGGAUCUGGAAGCCGUGCAUUCUUGGUGGUCCUCUGAUCAGGUCUUCGAACUCAUGAAGCAUCGUAGCCCGCUGACGAAGAUGAGUCUUCACACGGUCGAUGGCCUUGUGCCGGGCUUCGAGGGCACCAAGAAGAGAGCUGCUACAGGUGACAAGCUGAUGCUACUGGAGAUUGCCAAAGUCGAGUCGUUCAGACCGAUGCAACGCUACGUGGAUAUGUACAAGCGAUUGGCAGCCAAGGCUCCCAAGGACAUCGGGACCAUUUGCAACCUGCUUUUUGCAGAAGGCAUCAGUGGCGUUUUAGUGAACGAGUUUCCUGUACAGGCAGUUUGCGCAUCGUGCUGGCGAACCAGAUCUGAUUUGAUCUCUUGGUACGAAGCGCCGAACUACCAGCAGGAUCUCAUGCCCUUGAGAUACGACUUCGCGAGGUGCUUUACCGUCGCGGUUCCCAUGUACGAAGAGAGAAAGGAAUCUAGCGAAAACCUCAAGAGAAGAGGGUCCGCAGCUGCUGGGAUGAAGCUGAGAGGCUUGCAGGUGUGA